AUGUACUUCAGACCCAAUAUCAUGGUUGGUCGGAUCAAACGUUUGAAAUGUUUGCAUUUUUGUCUUUUUAUCAUCUUUUUGACGUUGAAUUUCAUCACGCUUGUCUUGAUUAACAUUCGAAGUUCAAAUGGUACAACUUUAUCAGAUCAAGACUGGUCUCCUUGGAAUCAGAUAGCUACCGUGAUAAAAACGGGUGAUUUUAUUGCUGCUACACGAAUAAAUACUGAACAAGCUUCAACGGAGGUUACCGCUUGCGUUGUAGACCCUGCUUUGAUUGAGUGCGAUGGUAAUGGAUUCUCUGCAUUACUUUUGUAUACGCUGGAUCAUAUCUUCACAUGCCAAGCCUUAGGAAGCGACACGCCUAUCGUAUAUUGGCGGAAUUGCAAUUCAGGAUGCUCAAAAGACCCAAGUGUGAACUCUUGGAAAUGGUACUUUGAGCCAAUAAAUCAAGGUCUCGAAUUUAAAGCGAAAAAAGUAAUAUGUCCGCUUGGUGGGUACUUUGAGUUACCUGUACUUCGACCAGACAUAUGGCCAGUUUUAGACAGUAGCUUUAGAGACCGCUCAAAUGUUGUUGGUUAUCAAAACAGCACUAUCAUAACUCCAAAGGAAAGGAGAAGAGUAAACUGGUGGUUAAAUCGGUUUGUUAGACCCAAUGCUAGAAUCAAGCAAAAGGUCAACAGUUUCUUCAGUAGGUAUCUAGCGGGAAACACUCUCUUAGGAGUGCAAGUACGAGCUACCGACCACUGGCUGGAGAGACGCGAGGGAAAAUUACCUACAAUAUCAGACUGGAUAAAUAAAGCAGCUCCAAUUUUCGAAAAACUUUCAGAGCCCCGGAAAAUAUACAUUGCUAGUGACAAUACAGAGGUCAUCGAUCAUUUUGUAAGGUUUUUUGGACAAAAGAAGGUAAGAUGACUGUAAGAUUAAUGUUUCUGAUCAUUCGUUCUUUACAUGUAAGAAACACUCGUUCAAGUAACUACUGUGCACCUCCAAAAAUAUUUCAAGACUUUGAAUAUAUCCUAGGAAACAGAAAAAGUUAUCUAUUUACCUUUGAAGUUUUAACUUAACAAUAGAAGACAACUGUUUUAACGAUGUUCAAAAAUGAGCAGCUGCAGUAUUACUAGCUGGGUUAAUCAUUUCGUUUCCAGUUCUUCUCAUUAGUGAUGGGCACUUUUGUUUUAUCAAUUGUAACUGAGUGAUCUUCAUGGAUACAGGCAGUAAAAUUCAAGGUGUUAAAAUGAUGGGAAAAAAAGACAAGUGAAAGCAGUGGACAAAUAUAUUUUCCUUAGCUUUCACCGCUCGUAAAUUUUUUCUGUCGAUCUUUGAAUUUCCGUGUACUCCCUAUUUCAUAUAGAUCAGACUCAGCUACCCUAUUAAUCCUUUCGAGUUAAAACUUACUCAUUUUAAAUAACACGGUAUAGUGCGGUACCAUUGCCCCUCUUUCUCGGGUUACCUUUUUCAUUGUUUUAUCCAAAAGCGAUAAUAAUAAGACAGAAGCCAGUAGUUUUGAGGUUCUUUAACACUUUCCAUCAAUUACAUUAACAGCCACAAUAGCAUUUCAAAACGUCUUUCAAGGUAGCCAUGCCAACAAAAUUAAUCAUUCUCUUUCGCUGUAAAAAGGUUUUAUUCAUCGAGGCCACAAGAGCCAAAAGUUACCACGGUGAACCUCCACACGUCCUCCAGGUCCAGCACAACCCAGAUCAAUUUCACAAGGCUCUCGGCACGCAGGUGCUUAUGGAUAUUUUACUCUUGGCAAAAUGUGAUCAUUUCUUACACAUUGAAUCCAGUGUGGCAGCCCUGGCAAGUUACUUUAACCCUGUCAUGAAAAGUCACUUUCUGGAUGAUACGCCCGAAAAGGUAGGGCCUUUUCAGGUCUGUGACGUAUGUUUAUUUCAGGAUUCGUACAGAGUUUUGAACUCUUGAAAAAGUCUUGAAAUUCGCCCAGCAAUUUUUCGGACCUGAAAAGUCUGGAAAAUGGAGAUUAAGUUUGGAGAAAUGGUAAAAAGUAUUGAGUUUUUUCAAAGAUACAACAAGUGCUUUAGAGGUGAUAUGUUUUCGUUUUGGUCAAAUCCUAUUCAAUCUCGCCCGUUUGUUUGCAGCGCAUCAUGAAAAGAGCUUUGUUUCUGCGUUUUUUAUGGUCUCCAUUGAUCACCUAUUUGAUAACCUUGGGUCUGGAAAAAGAAAUUAUUGUUUUCAUAAAGGCUGGAAAAAGUCUUGAAUUCUGGAUCCUAAAAUCUGUACGAACCCUGUUAUUACCACAUCACUUUUCUUUUCGAAUUUCGAAUUUUCAUUAUCCCUUUGCGUAUCUGCAGUGCAAAUAGUGGAUAUCACCAGGAUACGUAUACUCUAAGGUGCUAUUAGACAACGUAGCUAUCAACAGCAUUAACAAUGAUGAUUUGUCCCAGUUUUUGAACUAUUAUCAUGCAUAAUAAAUCAACAUGAAUGGUGCGUUGGUCUUCUGUUAAAUUUCCGUAUGCACUGCGCAGUCUCACACACGUACUUUUAGGUUGUGCCUAUAUAUUGUCUAGUGCUUUUGCAAACGUAAUCUAAAUAAAUGCUUUGAUUGUUCUUCAGCCUCAAGACUCACACUUAAAACCACAAAUGGAAAGAGAAAAUCUAGAUGCCGAAGAGUUUGAAGAAAACCCAGAAGAUGUAAAGGGCAUGAAAAUAUGUUUUGACAAGAACAGCCCGUUUAGUGCUUGUCCAAACAUUGCGACGGGAAUUUUUAUUAAUAAAGCUAUGGCCAAUAAUUUUGUUUCUAAUGCUUAG
This is a messenger RNA of Porites lobata, 2766 nucleotides long. Lineage: Eukaryota; Metazoa; Cnidaria; Anthozoa; Scleractinia; Poritidae. The record is from the annotation of a GenBank genome assembly.